Molecule: messenger RNA, 1462 nt
Organism: Lytechinus variegatus (green sea urchin)
Lineage: Eukaryota; Metazoa; Echinodermata; Echinoidea; Temnopleuroida; Toxopneustidae
Product: TNF receptor-associated factor 6-like
Exons: 4
Coding region: 128-799 (223 amino acids)
Molecular function (GO): metal ion binding
Source: RefSeq, a predicted model, not a curated record
CCAGACGUCACGUGGUACCCUUCAACUGGCGCGCCAGAUUCGUGUAGCGCGCGAAAUCUUCAUUUUUUGUGUACAUUUCAAUUCUGUGUAUGUUGUGCGUGCAGUAUUUGUUGUGUUACUUACACACAUGUCUCGACUUCUGGAGGCAAGCCUCUGCUUCAUUUCCGAGCAAGUUUCUCGUGUUUUUGGCCAAAAAGACCAGAGAUCUUCAUCUGAAGAAAUGUUUGAGCAGGAUCAACAGCAUUUUGAGAGCAGGAUUGAAUGUGGCAUCUGCUUGCAGCCACGCCUGGAGAUGGUGACUGGGAAAUGCCAGCAUAGAUUCUGUGUAAGAUGCAUGUAUGACAGCAAGGAAACAAGAAGGGAGGGAAUGAAAAAAUGUCCAUCUUGUCAACAAGAUUCUGCGUUUCCAAAUGUCCGUCCUGUGAUUCCUGAAGACUCGAUUGAAAUCCAAAGGGCAUUGGGAGUACGGAAAUGUGAGAGAUGCGGAGAUGAGAUGUGGAUAAGGGAGCUUCUUGAUCACCAGAGAACCUGUAUGGAAUCUCCAAUUCCCACCACGGACAAUGGCAAAAGAAGACAAAAGAAGUCUCUCAGCUCUGGUAAACGUGAUGGCCAUGUUCGUAAGCGUACCCGUUCAUCCAAAAAGGGAUACGAGGUCAAGAGUUUGUUGGAUGACCUUGGGUCAAAGGUUACAACACGGAGCAGCAGGACUCCUCGUCUGCAUGACCUUGAUCGUGGGAUGUCUGGACAUUCGCGGCAAGCCGCGCGGCAAGCUGCAAGAAAGGGGAAGCAGAAAACAUGACGAUAACUCGAAAGAAGUGUAAUUUUCUGGAUAAAGAAAUGAAGUUGAAUCAAACUGUUGGUCAAGCUGAAUUGGAUGAAUCAAUGGAAUGGCUGCAUCAAAUCAUUUGCCAAGCUUAUUCACCGAGAGCAAAGAUCCUGCCUACCGGUACUUUUUUUUUUGGGGGGGUUCUGUACCUUAAAUGAAAGUUGAAAUGCAGUUUGUAAGAAUUGACAUUUUGAUCCAAGUGCAAGUAGAAAUUAAUCGCAGCAAAAUUCAUGUUGUAGCCUUCUUUGGCAGCCUUGGCAAGAAGCCCACAUCAGGAGGGCAGGGGAAUGGUUGAAAAGAUCUCCCUAGAACCAUUGCCGAUAUUAGCAGACACUCAAGGAGAGCAAGGCAGUUCGGGUGGGCUGCCAAGACAAUUACAUUGAUCCCUGUGAUUUAACCAUGGACCUACAAAGAGAUGGACAUUCAUCCGUUAGCUAAUGAGUUCACUAAUACGUGAUUUCCAUUAAUAAUAUUCUCUUCAUAAUCGCUGAUGUGGUUUACGGUACACCAUGUGGAGUGUUAUAGAAACAGUGGAUAGAAGGAGAAAAAGGAAUGGAUAGGUGAGAAAGUUGAGAUUGAGAGUAGAGUAUUCUUUCUUUAAUGUAGUCCUGAAAAGGACUGUAAACCAGAAGAGAU